Molecule: messenger RNA, 1113 nt
Organism: Candidula unifasciata
Lineage: Eukaryota; Metazoa; Mollusca; Gastropoda; Stylommatophora; Geomitridae
Source: the annotation of a GenBank genome assembly
AUGGCGUAUGACUCCGUUCACAUCAGGGCGUGUAGACAUGUCGGACCCUUCGGGUUGUUUUUGAAAAAGCAUAUCAACAUCAUCUCGCUGAUGCAGUUCGUGGUCUGCAUUUUCUUUUUGCUGCUGAUGAAGCUGUUUGAAAUUUCAUUGCGAGACCUCCUUGAAGAAAACUCCAUGUUUUUGAGACUACUUGGAGCCAAGCGUUGGUCCUUCACUAACAGUACCAGUCGGGUGACCAUUUAUGCGUCCGAUGAAGAAACCAAUUCGCUGCUGGAGACUCGGGACAUGUGUGGGGAUGUCAGCGGCUAUGAUGCGUUGGUCAUCGUCCACACGGCGGUCACGCAUUUCCAACACAGGCAGAGGUACCGAGAUACCUAUGGGAACUUUGACUUCACACGGCCGUAUAGACUGAAGAUUGUGUUUUUUCUUGGGCUGCCAUCAGAUCCUAGCUUGCAGUCUGAGAUUCUGCGAGAGAACACCCAGGAUGGAGACACUGUCCAAGGGAACUUCACCGACACCUAUCGAAAUCUCACCUAUAAAGCUGUCAUGGCAUACAGAUGGGUGUCGCAGAAUUGCCGGCGUGUUAAGGUCAUUCUGAAAAUGGAUGAUGAUGUUAUUCUCGAUGUACACCGGUUUUUUGAGGAGUUUGUUCUGCCUCCCAUAUACCAGCAAGAACUGAUAUUCUGCCACAUCUGGACCUUAGCUGAAGUUGAAAGAACUGGGAAAUGGGGCAUUUCAUUACAAGAUUACCGGGGUGAAUACUAUCCCCCAUACUGCAGCGGGUUUAUCGUUGUGGUCAUGCCAGCUAUAGUAGAAGAUCUGUAUGAAACUGCCCGGGACACGCCGUUUCUAUGGCUGGAUGAUGUGUUCAUUUAUGGUGUGGUCAGGCAGGAGAUGCGGGAUGUCCAGUUGGUCAACCUAGAUGAGGUAGCUUUCAGAGAGGAGCAUUACAAGGCCUGUUAUAAGCAGUAUGGAUACAGGUGCAAGUAUUGGGCGACAGUGCUGCCAGAAGGACAAGAGUUCAUUUCCAUGCUGCUGAGCCUCCGUGCUGAACGUCUGCGGGUUUGGGGUCCAGAGAAACCAAAGACAGACAAUUAUACUGCAAUGCUGUAA